AACAUGAACUACUGCUACUAAUUAACUAAUAAGAGAAGAUGGAGAAUAAUUCCUAUGAAUAUAGUAGGAAAGUAAUGAAGGAUGUCUCUCUUCAGGAGCUUAGAGAUAGGCUUGCUGAAUUUGCCAAAGUUAGAGGAUGGGAUCAGUAUCACAGUCCUAGGAAUCUUCUUCUAGCUUUGGUUGGAGAAGUGGGAGAGCUAUCAGAGAUAUUCCAGUGGAAAGGGGAAGUUGCAAGAGGACUACCUAACUGGACAUCAGAUGAUAAGGAACAUUUGGAGGAGGAACUGUCUGAUGUUUUGCUAUAUCUAGUUCAGCUAGCUGAUGUUUGUGGACUUGAUUUAGGUCAAGCAGCUCUUACCAAGAUUCUCAAGAAUGCUCAAAAAUACCCUAUUACAAAACCUACUUAAUUCUCACAAAUAGAAGUUAUAAUUUAUUGCCAAUUGUUGUAGGCAUCUUAGAAGGAAGCCUUGAGCAAUAUAAAGUUAUCUUCGUGCAACCUAUAGGUCACGGGUUCGAGCCGUGGAAGCAGUCACUAAUGCUUGUAUUAGGGUACGCUGUCCACAUCAUACCCUUAAGGUGUGGCCCUUCCCCGGACCCUGCGUAAUCGAGCAUCUUAAUUAAGCUAGUGUUAUAUAUUUCUUUCUUGUGGAGUGUCUUUUUUUAUUCUAGUUUCUCCUCUUUUCCCUAUGUAUGAGGUAUCUUUGAGAGUUUAAAGGCAGGCGAUCGAGAAUGUGUUUGAACGAGAAUGUAUUUUCCCUUGUAUUUGAA
Molecule: messenger RNA, 768 nt
Organism: Nicotiana tabacum (common tobacco)
Lineage: Eukaryota; Viridiplantae; Streptophyta; Magnoliopsida; Solanales; Solanaceae
Biological process (GO): nucleoside triphosphate catabolic process
Molecular function (GO): nucleoside triphosphate diphosphatase activity
Source: RefSeq, a predicted model, not a curated record